AUGACCUCCAUGAUGCCCGGCUUCAUCGCCCGGCUGACCCGGCCCUUCACCACGGCCACCUCGCUCGGCAUCUCGGCCGAGAACGGCGUCGGCGCCGCCGCCAUCCCCGACGGCGCGCAGAAGGCCACCGUCGCAGCCGGCUGCUUCUGGGGCGUCGAGCACAUCUACCGCAAGCACUUCGAGGGCAAGGGCCUGUACGACGCGCGCGUGGGCUACAUCGGCGGCGACGCCAAGAACCCGAGCUACCGGGCGGUGUGCUCGGGGAGCACAGGACACGCCGAGGCGACACAGAUAGUCUUCGACCCUGCGCGCAUAACCUACCGGGAGCUGCUCGAGUUCUUCUACCGGAUCCACGACCCGACGACGCGCAACCGGCAGGGCAACGACGCGGGCACGCAGUACCGCAGCGGCAUCUUCUUCCACGACGCCGAGCAGGAGAAGGUCGCGCGCGAGGUCACGGCCGCUGCCAACGAGCAGUGGUACAGCAGCAAGAUCACCACCGAGGUCAUCGCCGCAGGCCAGUGGUGGGACGCCGAGGACUACCACCAGCUCUACCUCAACAAGAACCCCGCGGGCUACCAGUGCCCCAGCCAUUACGUCCGGGACUUCCCUCCGUUGAAAUAG
Molecule: messenger RNA, 624 nt
Organism: Diaporthe amygdali
Lineage: Eukaryota; Fungi; Ascomycota; Sordariomycetes; Diaporthales; Diaporthaceae
Product: peptide methionine sulfoxide reductase msrB/msrA
Exons: 2
Coding region: 1-624 (207 amino acids)
Molecular function (GO): peptide-methionine (S)-S-oxide reductase activity
Source: RefSeq, a predicted model, not a curated record